AUGAUCCCCAGAGGUCUUGCUUCCGCCUUCGGGACCCCGUCCCUUGAGAUCGGCCAGAUCCUACUCGGAAAUGCCAGCCGCUACACAAUUCAGAAGAAGAUCCGUGAAGGCGUCUGGAUUGCUACAAACCCAAUGGGCAACAAGUCCAUCGUUAAGGGCGUUCAAGGCAUCUCCGGCGCUCAGAAUGAGCACAAUGUCCUCCGCAAGUUUCAGGGCAACCCUUUCCUCCGCCCCGUCAUCGAUGAGAUCCAGCAGGACGCACCCAUGAUUGUUCUUCGCCACAUGGACGACCACCUGCUGAACGCGACAAUCAAGAAGCCCUUGACCAACCGCGAGAUUCGCUUCGUCGCCCGCGCCGUCCUCCGGGGGCUCUCCACCCUUCAUAAGGACGGCUACGUUCACACCGACAUCAAGCCUGAUAAUAUCCUCGUCAACUACGCUUCGGAUUCCGAGGCCGACCCCGAUCUGCGUUUCUCCGACGUUCAGAUUGGUGACCUGGGUGCCUCGUACUCGAUUGAUUCUGACGUUGCCACCAAGGGCUUCUUGAUUGGUGCUCCCAUCUGGACGAGCCCCGAGGUGCUCAUGGAGGUUCCCUGGGGAACUGCUAGCGAUAUCUGGGCCUUUGGUUCCAUGAUGAUUGCCCUCCUUCACGGCGGCGACUACAAUCCCUUCCGUCCCACCAACGCUCGCUACCACGACCGAAGCUAUGUCUUUGAGGUUCUCCGCCAGCAGUCUCGCCGUUUCGGAGCCAUUCCCGAGACCUACCUUGAGCGGGCUCGUCCCGGCAAGGCCAUGGCAGCCAAGGCAUUGACUGUUGGCCGCAAGGUUGAACCCCUCGACUUCCGCACCGCCUCCCAUUUCAUCAACCGCAUUAUGCGUAUGGAUGCCGCCGAGCGUCCCUCGGCCGACCAACUCCUCGAAGAGAUGUCCGGCUUGUUCGAGGACUAA
Messenger RNA from Colletotrichum higginsianum IMI 349063, 948 nucleotides. Its product is annotated as Serine/threonine protein kinase. Bases 1 to 948 code for a protein of 315 amino acids. The record is from RefSeq and is a predicted model, not a curated record. Gene Ontology annotation, molecular function: ATP binding; protein serine/threonine kinase activity. Lineage: Eukaryota; Fungi; Ascomycota; Sordariomycetes; Glomerellales; Glomerellaceae. The transcript is spliced from 2 exons. Gene Ontology annotation, cellular component: cytoplasm. Gene Ontology annotation, biological process: protein phosphorylation.